Molecule: messenger RNA, 3606 nt
Organism: Phascolarctos cinereus (koala)
Lineage: Eukaryota; Metazoa; Chordata; Mammalia; Diprotodontia; Phascolarctidae
Source: RefSeq, a predicted model, not a curated record
UGUACCCGCACACUACUUCAACACUUGCGUGCACGUACAGACACACACCCUAACUUCCUUCUCUGCUUCAACCUCCUCGAUCCAUUGUCAGGGACCAACGACCCCCAAAACUCCCCGCCUCUCGGCCUGCCGCUUCAGCUCCACCAGGAGGCAAGAGCAGUUUAGGACCCACCGCCCAGACCCGCCCCCCCCAUGCCCCUCACUUCUUGGAACUCGAGAUAAGAUUGAGGCUAGCUUCGAGGAGGGUGGUGACGGAUGGGGAGUCCUGGGGGUGGCGGCUGGAAGAGGGAAGAGUAGGAAGAGUCCCCCAGGGUGGCGAGAUGAAAAGAAUAGAAAACUGGUGCUUGAGCCACGGGAGGAGAGAAUCUUGGCAGGACUGAAGAGAAAGCAUUGGGAAUAGCUAUGGAGCAUUAUGAGGCAGGAGUCACCGGGCAAAAGGAAGGAAGGAAGAGAAAUAGAAGACAAUGGAGUGUGCCUUCCCUAGAGGUGCUGCAGGAAGAGGUAGCCACAGCAACACCAAAGAGGUUGGGGCUGAGCAGCAGGAAAAAAACAUAAUUAAGCUACUUCCUAAUGACACACAAGGGAAACAUGAACCAUCAUCACCACCAAAGAUAUUCAUCCACUCCAGGAUCUGAAGUUUACUUAAUACAAGAGACAUUUGCAUUUUGAAAUAGGGGAGAUCUAUUGGCUGUCUUAGUGUUAGGAUAAGAAGACUCCAUGCAGACCACCAUCCUUCUGUUGGGAAAACAUUUCCUCAUGGUGAACAUGUUACAAUGAGGAUUGCAAUGGGCCACCUCCUUGCAUUUCUCUUGGGACUGGUAUUUGAAGCCACUUCUGUGUUCGGAAUUCCUUCUUGCUCAGCCGACGGACAAAUUGCCUUAUAUCAUUCCUGCAACCUCACCCAAGUCCCCCAAGUGCCAAACACCACUAUUAACCUGUUGCUAAGUUUUAACCACAUCAGGGUAGUCAAUGCCACUUCAUUCCCUCUAUUGGAGAAGCUUCGAUUGCUAGAGCUAGGAACUCAGUACACUCCUCUGAUAAUUGAGAGAGAAGCUUUCAGAAACUUGCCCAACCUUACAGUAUUGGACAUUGGCUAUAGUCACAUUCAGUUUUUGCAUACUGAUGCUUUUCAAGGCUUGCCCAACUUGAUUGAAUUACGGCUAUUUUACUGUGGUUUCUCAGAUUCCAUUCUAAAAGAUGGUUAUUUUAGAAAUUUAAGUUCUUUGGCUAUAUUGGAUCUAUCUAAAAAUCAUAUCCAAAGUCUUCACCUUCAUCCUUCUUUUGGAGAUCUGGAAUCUUUGGAAUCCAUAGACUUGUCUCGGAAUGAAAUAUCGCUUGUAUGUGAAAGAGAUCUUGAGCCCCUCCAAGGGAAAAGAUUCUCUAUGUUUAAUCUUGCUUCCAAUAGCCUCUAUAGAAGCAUCUCAGUCAACUGGGAAAAGUGCAUGAAUCCUUUCAAAAGCAUGUUCCUUGAGAUCCUGGAUGUCUCAGACAAUGGCUGGACAGUAGACAUCAUACGAGACUUUGGUCAUGCUAUCAAUGGAACCAAGAUUUCUUCUUUGCUUCUUGACAGGCAUAUCAUGGGUGCAGGAUUUGGUUUUCAUAACAUAAAGGAACCUGACCAAGGCACAUUUGCUGCACUGGGCAUGAGUUCAGUGAUAAACAUGGAUAUUUCACACGGCUACAUAUUCUCCCUAAAUUUUCAUCUGUUUGAGACCCUCAAAGAGUUGAAAGUUUUAGACAUUUCACAUAACAAGGUAAACAAGAUUGCUAAAGAAGCAUUUUAUGGCCUUGACAGUCUCCAGGCUCUCAAUCUGUCCUAUAACUUGCUGGGAGAACUCUACGAAUCUGAUUUUUAUGGACUGCGUAAAGUUGCUUACAUUGAUCUACAAAAAAAUCACAUUGGGGUGAUUCAGGAGAAGACAUUCAAACAUUUGAAAAAUUUAAAAACUCUGGAUCUUCGUGAUAAUGCUAUUAAAACAGUUAAUUUUCUUCCAAAUUUAAAUACUAGCUUCCUAAGUGGCAAUAAAUUGGUAAGUUUUCAAAAUGUCCAAAUAAUUGCUGAAUUCCUUGAUUUAGCACAAAACAGGUUGGAAAAUCUGAAUGACCUCUAUACUCUUCUCCAGACUCCAGGUCUGAAGUUUCUCAUUUUAAAUCAAAAUCGAUUUUCCUUUUGUCAUCAACAGUAUAGUCCUUUAAAGAACCAUACCUUAGAGCAGCUUUAUCUUUCAGAAAAUAUGCUGCAACUGGUCUGGCAAGCAGGAUCAUGUUGGGAUGUGUUUAAGAGACUUUCUCAUCUUAAAGCCCUCUUCCUGAAUAAUAAUUACCUUGAUUUCCUUCCACCUGGUGUUUUCAGUGAUCUGACUGCAUUACAAAUCCUUAGCCUGGAUGGCAACAGGCUGACAUCUCUAUCUCCUGGUGUUCUACCUGAAAAUUUAAGAGUCUUACUUUUAUCCCACAACCACCUGCUAUCCCCUGACCCUACCAUAUUUGCAUCACUGAGCCACCUAGGUAUAACCCACAACAAAUAUAUCUGUGAGUGUGAAACCAGAAAUUUUAUCCUUUGGCUGAACCAAACCAAUGUCACCAUGUUCGGGUCUCCUGAGGAUGUCUACUGCACAUAUCCUGACUCAUUCUCUGGGGUCUCACUUUAUUCAAUUUCCACAGAGGGUUGUGAUGAAGAGGAAGCCCUAAAAUUAAUUAAUUUUUCACUUUUCCUCUUCUUCACCACUACCUUGACUCUGUUCCUCACAGCAGUUGUGAUGUUCACAAAGUUCCGUGGGCACUGUUUUUUCCUCUGGCAUAAGAUGGUCCUGAGACUGGUAUUCAAAGACCAUCCCCAGGGAGUAGAAGAGGAUCAGCACAAAUAUGAUGCAUAUUUGUGCUUCAGUAACAAAGACUUUGGAUGGGUGCAGAAUGCACUGCUCACUCACUUGGACUCCCGGUACAAUUCUGAAAAUAGAUUUAACCUGUGUUUUGAGGAAAGGGACUUCCUCCCAGGAGAGGAUCACAUCAGCAACAUCCAGGAUGCCAUUUGGAGUAGCAGGAAGACUAUUUGCAUUGUGACGAGGCAUUUCCUCAAAGAUGGCUGGUGCAUUGAAGCUUUCAAUUUCGCCCAGAGCAGAUACUUCUCUGAUCUUAAAGAUGUCCUCAUCAUGGUGGUAGCUGGAUCCCUCUCCCAGUAUCAGUUGAUGAAAUACCCACCUAUCCGAGUCUUUGUGCAGAGGCAACCAUACCUGAGGUGGCCUGAGGACCUUCAGGAUGUUGGCUGGUUCUUAAAUAAACUCUCUCAAUGCAUACUCACCAAAAAAGAAGAAAAGAAGAAAUCUAACAACAUCCCCUUGCAAACUGUAGCAACCAUAUCCUAGCCAAAGAAGACAUUCUCAACCUCAACUCCUGCCAGAAGUUAUUCUUCUCAUUAUAUUUGCAUUACAUAUGUCUGGCUGUUUCUUUGGAAGCAACCAGUAGACACAAUAGAUAGAAUGCUAGACUGGGAGUUAGACUGAGUUCCUGUCUCUGACCUUGGAUGGCUGUGAGACCUUGAGCAAGUUGAUUUACCUCUUCCAGAUCCAGUUUCCUCAUCUGUCAAAUGAGGAUGAUCAUAUGAAG